UGGCUCUCAUGUCAUUAGUGCUGUUACUGUGGCGCGAAGCAGCACCCAUCGAAGUCCCACAAGACCCAAAGAUACUGCAGGAACUGAAGCAGCCCCCCACCAUAGUCAAACAGUCAGUGAAGGACUACAUAGUGGACCCCAGAGAUAACAUCAUCAUCGAGUGUGAGGCCAAGGGCAACCCAGUGCCAAUGUUCUCAUGGCGGAGGAACGGGAAGUUUUUCAACAUUGGGAAAGAUCCCAGAGUGACAAUGCGAAAACGCUCUGGAACUCUGGAGAUCGGUUUCCGUAGCGGAGGACGACCAGAGGACUAUGAGGGGGAGUACCAGUGUUUUGCCACCAAUGACUUCGGAGUGGCUCUGUCCAACAAAAUCCUGCUCCAGGUCUCCAAGGCUCCUCUGUGGCCUAAAGAGGUGCUGGAGCCAGUAGUGGUGACUGAAGGCUCCCAGCUGAUUCUAGUCUGCAACCCCCCACCGGGCCUGCCUCCUCCGUUCACCUUCUGGAUGAACAGCGCUAUGACUUCGAUCCCGCAGGAUAAGAGGGUGUCCAUGGGUCUGAACGGAGACCUGUACUUCUCCAAUGUCUUGACCAAAGACGCUCACACUGACUACAGUUGCAACGCUCGCUUCCUCUUCACACAAACCAUCCAGCAGAAGAACCCCUUCACACUCAAAGUCCUGACGAGCCGUAAAGUAGCCGAGUCCACGCCAACCUUCCUCUCACCCUCGGGGACCGAGAGCUCCAAGAUGGUGCUACGGGACGAGCAACUGCUGCUGGAGUGUAUCGCUGCUGGACUUCCCACGCCCACCAUCAAGUGGUUUAAGAAGGGUGGGGACCUGCCAGGGAGAAAGGUGAAGUUUGACAACUACAACAAGACCCUGAAGAUCAUCAACGUGUCAGAGGAGGAUGCUGGGGAGUAUGUAUGCAUGGCCAACAACCAUCUAGGCAGCAUACGCCACUCCAUCUUUGUCCAGGUCAAAGCGGCUCCUUAUUGGCUGGACAAACCCACCAACCUGGUGCUCGCUCCGGAGGAGGGCGGCCGGCUGGUGUGUCGAGCCAACGGAAACCCCAAACCCAACAUCCAGUGGCUGACCAACGGACAGCCUACAGAGAACGCCCCCCACAGCCCCAGUAGACACGUGCUCGGUGACACCAUCAUCUUCCGCUCAGUGCAGAUGGGAAACAGCGCUGUCUACCAAUGCAACGCCUCCAACCAGCACGGCUACCUGCUGGCCAACGCCUUCGUCAGCGUCCUCGACAUGCCUCCGAGGAUGCUGGGCCCUAAAAACCAGCUGAUCAAAGUCAUCGAGAACAAUCGCACCUACCUUGACUGUCCCUUCUUCGGGUCUCCUCUGCCCGAACUACGCUGGUUUAAGAACGGACAGGGCAGUGGGCUGGACGGAGGUCACUACCGCGUUUACAUCAACGGCACCCUGGAGAUCAAACGGGCCCGAGCAGAGGACGAGGGCACCUACACCUGUGUGGCCACCAGCAUGCUGGGCACGGCCGAGAACCAGGUCCGCCUGGAGGUCAAAGAGCCAACCCGUAUCGUUCGAGCCCCGGAGCGCCGGUCGGCCAUCAGGGGCUCCACGGCUCACUUCGACUGUAAGGUGAAGUCCGAUCCCAGCCUGCCCAUCACCGUGGCCUGGACCAAGGACGACAAGCCUCUCUACCUGGGCUGGAGGCUGAGGAAAGACGAGGAGUCGCUGACCAUCCCCAAUGUGAACGAGGGUGAUGAGGGAACCUACACCUGCACCGUUAAAUCUGAGAUAGACCAGGACUCAGCCUCAGCCCGCCUCACCGUGUUAGACCGUCCAGACCCCCCCUUGGAUCUGGAUUUGUCAGACCCCGCAGCCCGCAGCGUUCGCCUCACCUGGAUCCCUAGAAACUACCACCAGAGCCCAGUCACAGAAUACCUGGUCCAGUUUGAGGAGGACCGCUGGGAGCCGGGUAGGUGGCAGGACCUGUCCAUAUACCCUGGAGAACUGAACUCUGUCAUCCUGCAGCUUGCCCCCUUCGUCAACUACCAGUUCAGGGUCAUCGCCAUCAACGCAGUGGGCCGGAGUCAGCCCAGCCAGCCCUCGCCACGGUACAAGACCAGCGGAGCUGCCCCAGAUGCCAUCCCCAAAGGUCUACGAGGAUGGGGAUCCAAGAAGGACAAUAUGGAGAUCACCUGGGAGCCUCUGCUUGAUCUGGAGAGGAACGGACCGAACCUGCACUACAGUGUGUGGUGGAGACGGAAGGAUUUUGGAGAGGGGUGGAGUAACGUGACCACGGUGGUUUCCAAACAUGUGGUCCUCAACACAGAGACCUACGUGCCUUACGAGAUCAAAAUCCAGGCCAGGAAUGAAUUUGGACAAGGACCUGAGUCUAAUGUGGUCGUUGGAUACUCUGGAGAGGACACGCCCACCGACGCUCCCACUGACCUGCGGGUGUCAAAGGUUGACAGCACCGAGGCCAACUUGCACUGGAAGCCCGUGGACCUGAGCUCUGUGCAGGGAGAGUUCAAGGAGUACAGACUGUACUACUGGCGUGAGUCGAGUCUGGUUCCGGGUCUGGUGGUCAGUAAGGAGAAGAAGACCAAAGGUUUCUACAGCAUCAUGGCCGAGCCGUCUGGCAUCCUCAGUGACCUGGUGCCCUACUCACAAUACAAGAUGUUCCUGGUUGUGGCCAACAACCUCUUUGAGGGUCCACCCAGCAACACGGUGGAGGUCACCACCAAGGAGGGAGUGCCCGAUACCCCGAAGUUUUUCAGGAUUAACCGCAGAACUUUUGACACCAUCCACCUUGAAUGGGACAAACCCCUGGAGCCCAACGGCAUUCUAAUUGGAUACCAGCUCAAGUACCAAACAGUCAAUGGCUCCAGAGUGGCUCGUACCCAGUUGGAGACUCUCCCUCCUAACGUGACACAGUUCACCCUCCGCCUGCCGGACCGAUCCACCCGAUACAAGUUCUACCUGUCAGCGCUCACCCAGGUGGGAGCAGGGGAGUUCUUUGUUGAGGAGUCCCCGCACUUCGCCAAUGAAGGUGAGUCUUUAUACGACACUGAUGUAGUGGGAUUGGGCUUCGUCGACUCUCUCCUGUUUGAGCUUACGGACGCCUCCGUGGCUUCAGCUUUCUCUCCUACUCCUCCUCCUCUCGCUCCUCUUCCUCCUACUACCAUCGCUCCUACAACCAUUAGUACCUCAACUUCUACCACUCCGACAACUCCGACUCCGACUACUACUACUACUACUACUACUACUACUACUACUUCUUCUACCACCACCACCACUACAACCGAGGCGACCACUACCACCACAACUCCUGAGCUGGUCACCUUCAAGCGUACCGAUCAGAAUGUGUUGGUGGCCCAAGGGUGGGAGAUCUGGAAUCUGACGGUGGAGACUAACAGUAACUACGCUAACGUCAGCUGGAAACACAACUUCCCGGCCGGCAGCAGCGAGUUUGUGCUAGAGUUCACACUGGACAGCAACAAGUCGGUGAAAACUGUUCUGGUGAAACAGCAGCCCCCUAUUACGGUGGCGGAUCUGAUCGCAGGCGCCAAGUACCACCUGAGGGUUGUCUCCCAUGAGCUCAACAGCGUCAGCAGCACAUCUCUCAUCUUUAAGACCAAACCAGCCUACAUAGACCAGGUAGACAUAGCCACUCAAGGCUGGUUCAUUGGCCUGAUGUGUGCCAUUGCCCUCAUCAUACUGAUUCUCCUCAUCGUCUGCUUCAUCAAGAGGAGUCGUGGGGGCAAAUACCCAGUCCGUGACAAAAAAGAUCUCCCCUUGGACCCAGUAGAUCAGAAAGAGGACGGAUCCUUUGAUUACCAGAACGAAAACGAGAACAGCCAGAGAGAACACAGCGACGAGGACAACAAGCCUCUGCAGGGCAGCCAGACGUCGCUGGACGGCAAUGUGAAGGAAAGCGAUGACAGUCUGGUGGACUACGGCGAAGGCGGCGACGGCCAGUUCAACGAGGACGGCUCUUUCAUCGGCCAGUACACGGUGAAGAAGGACAAAGACGAGACGGAGGGCAACGAGAGCUCUGAGGCCACCUCGCCCGUCAACGCCAUCUACUCGCUGGCGUAGCGCCGUAGCGACCGCGGCCCCCCUCUGACCUGAGGGACUUACGACAAACCACAGCACCACACACCAGACACAAACACACACACAUGAAUAUAUUACUAUAUGAAACACAAGGAACGCAGUGGGGCCUGUCUGGAGACUGGGUAGGCAUCCCUCUGCAGAUAAAGUCACAGGGGAACAUGCAUGUGGAAUUAAACCACAAGCCUUUAUUUUAGUUUCCAGCUCAAAUAAAUUGGCCCAUUGGAGGUGGCGUUUGGACAAAGAUGACAUUGCUCGUCUUCCUGGGCUCUCUGCCUGCCCUUACACAAACUUGUAGUGUGCCUUCGGGGCAGCUUUCAGCACUUGGAGGCUUCAACAAGCGUUCUCUGGAGAUUUGUUUUUGGUUUGUUUCUGCUCCAGACAUUUCCAGUGUCCCUGCUCUCCUUCUUGAUGCUCCUCUCAUACCUCUGUGUAGCAUCGCAGUAAAGUACACACAAGAGGUCCCUUACACACACACACACACACACACACACACACACACACACACACACACACACUGGCCCGUCCUGUAACAUAUCAGCUUC
Messenger RNA from Anoplopoma fimbria (sablefish), 4633 nucleotides. RefSeq names its product neurofascin homolog (chicken) a (gene nfasca). Lineage: Eukaryota; Metazoa; Chordata; Actinopteri; Perciformes; Anoplopomatidae. The transcript is spliced from 32 exons. Gene Ontology annotation, molecular function: cell-cell adhesion mediator activity. The coding region runs from base 9 to 4073 and encodes 1354 amino acids. Gene Ontology annotation, biological process: brain development; cell-cell adhesion. The record is from RefSeq and is a predicted model, not a curated record.